Molecule: messenger RNA, 1756 nt
Organism: Syngnathus typhle (broad-nosed pipefish)
Lineage: Eukaryota; Metazoa; Chordata; Actinopteri; Syngnathiformes; Syngnathidae
Gene: naga
Product: N-acetylgalactosaminidase, alpha
Biological process (GO): glycoside catabolic process; oligosaccharide metabolic process; glycosylceramide catabolic process
Cellular component (GO): cytoplasm
Molecular function (GO): alpha-galactosidase activity
Source: RefSeq, a predicted model, not a curated record
UUCCAUGUCACGUGACCUCCACUUCCGUAUUUAAAACAUGGACCGUGGACACUGCUCGUUCAAGUAUUCCUUUUGAACGGGGCGAGGUUAGAUCAGAAAGCACAUAUAAGACAUUGGACACAUCGCUCGACUUUUUCUUCGAUUAUUUUUGCGAUACCUCAGAAUCGUGAUGCAUUGGACAGCGCUUGUGUUGGCAUCAAGACUCCUUGUGGCCACUGUCGCCUUGGACAACGGCCUCAUGCGGACCCCUCCUAUGGGCUGGUUGGCUUGGGAACGCUUCCGCUGUGACAUAGACUGUGAAAAUGACCCCAAGAACUGCAUCAGGCAAGUUGAUGCCAUUGGAAUUGUUCACCCAAUUAAUUCUAAAAGAUUCCUAACGUGUGUGUUUCCGUCCAGUGAGAAUCUGUUCACUGACAUGGCCGACAGGCUGGCAGAAGACGGCUGGAGGGAGCUGGGCUAUGUCUACGUCAACAUCGACGACUGCUGGUCGUCCAUGCAAAGAGACGAGCGGGGGCGGCUCCAGGCGGACCCGAAAAGGUUCCCAGGAGGCAUCCGCCGACUGUCCCGCUACAUGCACGACCGGGGUCUCAAGUUAGGUAUCUAUGGUGAUAUGGGCACACACACCUGCGGGGGCUACCCAGGCACGCCUCUGGACAAGAUCGAGGUGGAUGCUCAGACUUUCGCCGAGUGGGAGGUUGAUAUGUUGAAGUUUGACGGUUGCUAUUCAAAUGCAAAGGAGCAGGAGCAAGGCUAUCCUCGCAUGUCCAAGGCUUUAAACGCCACGGGCCGUCCUAUUGGCUACUCCUGCAGCUGGCCUGCCUACCAAGGUGGUCUGCCACCUAAGGUGAAUUACGGUCUUUUGGCCAAGAUCUGCAACGUGUGGCGUAACUACGACGACAUCCAGGACUCGUGGGAUAGCGUGCUGAACAUUGUGGAUUGGUUCUUUGACAACCAGGAUGUGCUGAUUGCUGCAGCCGGGCCCGGAAGGUGGAAUGACCCCGAUAUGUUGAUCAUUGGUGACUUUGGCCUCAGCAUGGAGCAGUCUCGAUCACAGAUGGCUCUCUGGGCCAUCAUGGCUGCGCCUAUCUUCAUGUCCAAUGACCUUCGCACCAUCAGUAGUGGCGCCCGCAGCAUCCUGCAGAACAAAAUGGCCAUUAGAAUCAACCAAGACCCGCUGGGUCUUCAAGGUCGACGUAUCCUGAAGGAGAAGAGCGGGAUUGAGGUGUUUUGGCGGCCGCUGUCAAACAAUGCCAGUGCCCUGGUGUUCUUCAGUCGACGCAAUGACAUGCCGUACCGCUACCAAACAUCCCUCGGCAAGUUGAACUACACUGCGGGUAUCUACAAGGUGUAUGACGUCUUCUCUGGGAAAACUGCGAUGCUCAAAGAUUCAAGUAGCUUCGUGGUGUCUGUGAACCCCACAGGUGUGGACAUGUGGUACGUCUCAGCCGCCACCAAACCGAAACCCCCCUCACGCCAGUUCUUUGGAGAUGACCGACUCGGAGGACUCGCCCGGGGUGACCUCUCCUACGCCAUUCCGCCCAUUUUUCUGUGAGCUUCCUGUUCCCCUAAGAUUUUACUGAACAGAUUGAACUGGAGGUGUAUUUGGAAGACUGAAGUUGACUCAGGGCCAGAGUAUUUGUAUUUUAUUAAAAAAAACUUUUUUUUAAUAAAGAGAAGUUUCUAUGUGAACCACUUUGAAAUCCACACACCUUAUGUUCCCUUUCAAAGUGGCAAUCUAUAAAGCAUAUAAAUAACA